CCCUCCCCCCGCAGGUGCCAUCCGCCGCCAUCCGCCCUCUCUACCCCCCCAUCCCCAGGUGAGGGGGGUGAGUUCAGGAAGCGGAGACCCCGAGGAACCCAGCAGGGUCACCAUUUGCAGCGCAACAUGGCAGGAGCUGGAGGAGGGAAUGAUAUUCAGUGGUGUUUUUCUCAGGUGAAAGGAGCAGUAGAUGAUGAUGUAGCAGAAGCAGAUAUAAUUUCUACAGUAGAAUUUAAUCAUUCUGGAGAAUUACUAGCAACAGGAGAUAAAGGUGGUAGAGUCGUCAUCUUUCAACAGGAGCAGGAGAACAAAAUCCAGUCUCAUAGCAGAGGAGAAUAUAAUGUUUACAGCACCUUCCAGAGCCAUGAACCAGAGUUUGACUACUUGAAAAGUUUAGAAAUAGAAGAAAAGAUCAACAAAAUUAGGUGGUUACCCCAGAAAAAUGCUGCUCAGUUUUUAUUGUCUACCAAUGAUAAAACAAUAAAAUUAUGGAAAAUCAGUGAAAGGGACAAAAGACCAGAAGGGUAUAACCUGAAAGAGGAAGAUGGAAGGUAUAGAGAUCCUACUACAGUUACUACACUACGAGUGCCAGUCUUCAGGCCUAUGGAUCUAAUGGUUGAGGCCAGUCCACGAAGAAUAUUUGCCAAUGCUCAUACAUAUCACAUCAACUCAAUUUCUAUUAAUAGUGAUUAUGAAACAUAUUUAUCUGCAGAUGAUUUGCGGAUUAAUCUUUGGCAUCUGGAAAUUACAGACAGGAGUUUUAACAUUGUGGAUAUCAAGCCUGCCAAUAUGGAAGAGCUGACAGAGGUGAUUACAGCAGCAGAAUUUCAUCCAAACAGCUGUAACACAUUUGUAUACAGCAGCAGUAAAGGAACUAUUCGGCUAUGUGACAUGAGGGCAUCUGCCCUCUGUGAUAGACAUUCUAAAUUGUUUGAAGAACCUGAAGAUCCCAGUAACAGGUCAUUUUUUUCCGAAAUCAUCUCCUCUAUUUCGGAUGUAAAAUUCAGCCAUAGUGGUCGAUACAUGAUGACUAGAGACUAUUUGUCAGUCAAAAUUUGGGACUUAAAUAUGGAAAACAGGCCUGUGGAAACAUACCAGGUGCAUGAAUACCUCAGAAGUAAACUCUGUUCACUGUAUGAAAAUGACUGCAUAUUUGACAAAUUUGAAUGUUGUUGGAAUGGAUCUGACAGCGUUGUCAUGACUGGAUCUUACAAUAAUUUCUUCAGAAUGUUUGACAGAAACACAAAGCGAGACAUAACCCUAGAAGCAUCGCGGGAAAACAAUAAGCCUCGCACGGUUCUGAAGCCUCGCAAAGUCUGUGCCAGUGGCAAGCGAAAGAAAGAUGAAAUAAGUGUUGACAGCCUAGACUUCAAUAAGAAAAUCCUUCACACAGCCUGGCACCCCAAGGAAAAUAUCAUUGCCGUAGCUACUACAAACAAUCUGUAUAUAUUUCAAGACAAAGUGAAUUAGGGUUGGCAUUCCUAGCAGAAGAACCCACUUCCUGCUUAGUUGAGAUAGUUGAAUCUAGCAUUCGUUCCUAUAAAAGAGAGAGGUCCAUUGUGGCGCCCCUUUCCAGUGUUUGACAGUGUGCCAUUCGACAACACAUUGUUAUAGCUACAUGGAGAAAGCUCUGUGGAUUCAUCACUGUGGUGUUCUCCAUGUCUGCUAGCCAUUUAGGUAAGGGUAGGGCACUUUUAAUUUAAAUGACUUCUUGCACCAUCUUGCCUAAUGGACUAGAUUGGACUGUAUCAACAUUGAUUUACUCCACUUUUUAUGCCUUCCAUUGUGAUGACGUCAAACACAGUGAAAGCCUUCAGUCAUGCUAUGGGAUUUAAUUGUGUAUCCUCAUUACUGUAUCAUUUGUGGGGUACACCCCUUCCCCCUUUUUUUAAAUUAAAUACAGCUCAUUCUUACUGUGGCUUGUAGCAUUCCUCCUCUUCUGGCCUCCUGGACUCCUCCCCUUCAUCUCUCUUACCCUUGCCCCCUCCACCCGGUCUUGGUGGUGGUAUAUUAAAAAAAGAAAGAAUGAAAGCACACAAAAUGAGUCAGUUUGGGGUCAGUGGUAUAAAGGGGGUAUAUGUUGCGAACAAAUGUUUUAAUAACAGUUGGCUGUAAUCACUCCUUGCCAUGUCUGGCACUGAAAAUAAGGAAAAAAAAAAACCUACUACUGAAUAAAAGUGACAAAGAAUGGAGAAUCUGGUUUUCUUUUUCUUUUUAACCUACCUCUUGUAGCCAAUAUUUUGUGUCAUACCUUUGGGCACAGUGAAACAAAAUGGGUUUUCAUUGUUUUAUUGGUAUUUUUGUUAAUUAUUUUUAACAAGUGUUCUUUUACAUGCAGGAGGAGAGGUAUUGGUUCUCUAUGAACAUAUUUUGAAUAUAUAUUGGUUUUAUUAAGGAUUUCACAAUCUAUAAAUGCUACUAGUUGGUUUUUUUCUAUUUACCGUCAUCAUGAGGGUAUUGGAUACAUUGUAUCUCUAUUUAACUCAUUAUCUGUUAAUGAAAUUGUUGUAAAUGGGAACCAAAUUUGUAGAACUUAAUUUCUACUUUUUACAGUGCUUAAUUUCAUUUUUGCCUUACUAGUCAAAGACUUAUACAACAUUUUUAACAAGUUAGAACUUUUUUUGUCAUUCAGUCAUAUAAAAUAGCAGAAAACUAACAUCAAGUGACGACAAUGCACUAAAUACUUUUUUUGUAUUUUACUGCUAUCAAAUCAGAAUGAAAUAUACUUUACCAUAGAUAUUUUUCUUCUAUUUUUGGUUUUCCAAAGCUAUAUUAAAGACAAAUUUUUAAAGGUACAGCAUUCAAAAAGUGCUUAAUGAACUCCAACAGCUGCCUCAAAAAUCUGUAUAUGAGUACAUUUUCCCUAAGCAGUGAUACAUUAUCCAAAGAUGAAGAGUGCUCCUAUUUUUAAUAGGUAGAAUGUACCUUUGUCAGUCUUGCAGAAGCUUUAAUGGAGAAGAAAUGGACUUUAUUUUUGAAAGGUGAAAUGAACAGGCAUUUAUAUUAUUAGAGAAUGGUAGUUUUAUUUUGGUUGAACGUAAUGUAACAACCUUGAAUUUCAGAGGACUCUGAGUGCUUCUAUGUCCACUACCUAUUGUUCUAUUCAAUAAUGAAAAAGAAUUCAACGAGCCGACCGUGAUUCCCUCUAUUACAAAUAUUAUGUCUUGUAAGUUCGCAUUUUUAGCACACAGGAGAAAUUUUAUGUAAUAAAAUUACUGUAUCUCUUGGAUUUAA
This is a messenger RNA of Mandrillus leucophaeus (drill), 3234 nucleotides long. It is a transcript of the gene PPP2R2A, whose product is annotated as protein phosphatase 2, regulatory subunit B, alpha. Gene Ontology annotation, molecular function: protein binding; protein phosphatase regulator activity. Gene Ontology annotation, biological process: peptidyl-serine dephosphorylation. NCBI's taxonomy places the organism in Eukaryota, Metazoa, Chordata, Mammalia, Primates, Cercopithecidae. Gene Ontology annotation, cellular component: protein phosphatase type 2A complex; cytosol. The transcript has 10 exons. The record is from RefSeq and is a predicted model, not a curated record. The coding region runs from base 127 to 1470 and encodes 447 amino acids.